Molecule: messenger RNA, 810 nt
Organism: Nematocida ausubeli
Lineage: Eukaryota; Fungi; Microsporidia
Exons: 1
Coding region: 1-810 (269 amino acids)
Biological process (GO): protein phosphorylation; regulation of cytokinesis; mitotic spindle organization
Cellular component (GO): spindle microtubule; spindle midzone; chromosome passenger complex
Molecular function (GO): protein kinase activity; ATP binding
Source: RefSeq, a predicted model, not a curated record
AUGAACAGGUGGAAGUUUGAAGACUUUGAAAUCGGUGCAUCGUUGGGGCGAGGGAAGUUUGGAAAAGUGUACCUGGCCCGGGAGAAGAAGUCUGGUUUCAUUGUCGCACUAAAAAUAUUGCUAAAAACGGAAAUCACUGAAUGCAAUGCAACAAAGCAGGUCAGAAGAGAGAUCGAAAUACAGAGCCACAUGAAGCACGAUAAUAUACUAAGGCUGUACGGAUACUUCUACGAUGACCUGAGUGUGUACAUCAUAUUAGAGUAUGCAGCAAAGGGAGAGAUGUUCAAGUUGCUCCAAAAGAAGAAAAGGUUCACAGAGCAGGAGGCAGCCAAGUACAUAGCAGAAAUGGCGCACGCCCUAAAGUACAUUCACACGAAAAACGUGAUACACAGGGACAUUAAGCCCGAGAAUAUUCUAAUUGGAGCAGACAACAAGCUGAAAAUUGCAGACUUUGGGUGGGCAGUGCACAACAUAGACAGCAAAAGGUACACAUUCUGCGGCACAAUGGACUAUCUUCCACCAGAGAUGGUCUGCCACCAGAAGCACGAUAAGUAUGUGGAUAUAUGGGGCAUUGGUGUGCUUGCGUACGAGUUUGUGGUAGGAAACCCGCCAUUUGAGGCAAAGGGAAGUACAGACGAGACAUUCAAGAGGAUAAAAUCGAUUGAGUUUACGUUUCCAACCUACCUAUCAAAUGCGUGUAAAGACUUCAUUUCAAAAUUACUUGUACGAGAGCCUGCAGGAAGACUCUCGAUAGACCAGAUACUAUCUCAUAGAUGGAUAAAAACAAAUACCAGAGUAAGGAAGGAGUAG